AUGGCCGCUAAACGCAAACCUGAGAGUCAGCUGCCCGCUGAAGAAAGCGAUAUCUUACAAAUCCGUCCCCUUGGAGCUGGACAGGAAGUAGGAAGAUCAUGCCAUUUGCUGGAGUUUAAAGGAAAGAAGAUUCUGCUGGACUGUGGAAUCCACCCUGGCAUGACUGGCAUGGCAUCGCUUCCCUAUUUAGACAUGAUUGAACCAGAAGAGAUAGAUCUUUUAUUGGUCAGCCAUUUUCACCUGGAUCACUGUGGCGGCUUGCCCUACUUCCUGCAGAAGACAGCUUUCAAGGGUCGGUGUUUCAUGACCCAUGCGACAAAAGCUAUCUACAGGUGGCUGCUCUCAGAUUACGUCAAAGUCAGUAACAUUGCCUCAGAUGAUCAGUUGUAUACAGACAGCGAUAUAGAGAAGAGUAUGGAAAAGAUUGAGACCGUCAAUUUUCAUCAGGAAACAGAUAUCAAUGGGGUUCGAUUCUGGUGCUACUCAGCUGGUCAUGUGUUAGGAGCAGCCAUGUUUAUGAUUGAAAUUGCUGGUGUUAAGAUUUUGUACACAGGUGAUUAUUCUCGACAAGAAGACAGACAUUUGAUGUCUGCAGAGAUGCCAAAUGUGAGACCUGACAUCCUCAUCAUUGAAUCUACUUAUGGAACCCACAUUCAUGAGAACAGAGAAGAAAGGGAGCAUCGGUUCACCAGUCUGGUCCAUGACAUUGUCAACAGAGGUGGUCGAUGUCUCAUCCCAGCCUUUGCCCUUGGCAGAGCACAAGAACUGCUUCUGAUUCUUGAUGAGUACUGGAGCAACCACCCAGAGCUGCAUGACAUCCCUAUUUACUACGCAUCUCAGCUGGCCAAGAAAUGCAUGAGUGUCUACCAGACAUACAUCAAUGCCAUGAACGAGAAGAUCCGCAGGCAGAUCACCAUCAGCAACCCUUUUGUUUUCAAGCACAUCAUUAACCUCAAAAAUAUUGAACAGUUUGAAGACAUUGGCCCCUCAGUGGUGCUAGCUAGCCCAGGUAUGAUGCAGAGUGGUUUGUCCAGGGAGCUGUUUGAGAGCUGGUGCACAGACAAGAGAAAUGGUGUCAUCAUUGCCGGCUACUGUGUGGAGGGUACACUGGCCAAGCAUAUCCUGUCGGAACCAAAUGAGAUUACAACACAAGCUGGGCAGAAGCUGCCUCUGAAGUGCUCUGUAGAUUACAUCUCCUUCUCUGCUCACGCUGACUACAAACAGACCUCAGAGUUUAUCAGAGAGCUGAAGCCUUCACACGUGGUUCUGGUUCAUGGAGAAGUCAAUGAAAUGUCCAGAUUGAAGGCUGCCUUGUUACGAGAAUACGAGGAUGACCCAGACAAUAAGAUUGAGGUACACAACCCACGCAACACAGUUCCCAUAGAGCUGCACUUCCGAGGAGAAAAGAUGGCCAAAGUUGUAGGGGAGCUAGCUGCUGAUCCUCCAGCUCAAGGUCACAGAGUCUCCGGAAUAUUGGUGAAGAGGAAUUUCAAUUAUCACAUUGUCUCACCUAAAGAUCUGCACAGUUACACAGACCUGGCCAUGAGUACGGUGUCCCAGCGCAUGAGUGUCAUGUUUUCUGGAAACAUUGGACUCCUCUCUUACUAUCUCAGCCAGCUGGCGGGAGACAUUGUGUACCUGGAGGGUUCAGCUCUGCAGGUGUUCGAUUCAAUCAAGGUGACACUGGAUUCCAGCAUUGCAUACAUAGAGUGGACAGCGAACCCAGUGACUGACAUGUAUGCUGAUGCUGUUAUUGCUGUGCUGUUGAAAGCUGAAAAUGAUCAUGUUUCAUUUAAAUUGGCUGUCCCCCCACCUUUGAAGAUCGACAAGGCACACUUUCAAGAGUGCCUGCUGGAGACACUGAGUGAAAUGUUUGGAGCUGACUGCACCAGCAAAGUCUUUGAGAGGGAACGCUUGACUGUGAAGAUUGAUGACAUUACAGCAGUGAUCAAUUUGGAUACUCUGGAGGUCAAAUGCUCAGAUGAAGGACUUCAACAGGUCAUCCAUUCUGCCGUGACGAGGCUUCACCAGGCAAUUAAUCCUAUCAAAUGUUGA
Molecule: messenger RNA, 2055 nt
Organism: Candidula unifasciata
Lineage: Eukaryota; Metazoa; Mollusca; Gastropoda; Stylommatophora; Geomitridae
Source: the annotation of a GenBank genome assembly